AUGACCCCAUCAACCGUAAGGCUCAACGUGUCAUAUCGUACAUGGUUGGAAUUGCAGUUAAUGGCGGCAACGGCUGCAGCACAACCGAGCAGCAGUUCGGGUUCGCAGAUGCUCUCGAUGGCUGGUGCAUCUCGAUCGAACGCUAGUGACGCAUCACCGCAAAGCUCGUCGUCAGCAUCCACCAAAGAUAUAUGCAUGGAAUUGUGUGUGGUUUGUGGAGAUAAGGCUUCCGGACGACAUUAUGGAGCUGUUAGUUGUGAGGGUUGUAAGGGGUUCUUCAAGAGGAGUAUUAGGAAACAGAUUGGAUACGUUUGUCGAGGUUCCAAAGACUGCCCGGUCACNAAGUUUCACCGUAAUCGAUGUCAAUACUGUCGAUUGAGAAAAUGUCUCUCAAUGGGAAUGCGCAGUGAAUCGGUACAAGCCGAGCGACGACCAGUUGGCUCGUUAUCGAAUAUUGAAUAUGCCCCGACGAUGGUGCCGACAACAUCCGCAUCACAACAGAGACCACUGAAGGACAACGAGGUGAUCAAAUUGCAUCUGCUCGUUUCCUUGCAGAUAUCCUCUACGAAACGAUCAGAUGCCUUCAUAAAUGGUCUUCUUGCGAUCGUUCAGAACGAAGUUGAAAAUCUUCAGGAGGAGGAUAAGAAGGAUGUGUUAGCGUUAGGUGUGGGAAGCAGCAGCAGUCCAACAUCUGCACAGAGGCAAGUAUCAGCUAGUCCCGAACCACAACUGAAUCUCGACAAGCGGGAAUCAAUUGGUGAUGACGAAUACGGUAUUGAUGUGAACGCUGUGACUAGAAUACCACAAUCCUCAUCACCGUCCUCAACCGGUGAUCCUUCGUCGAUAUCCGAUGAUGGCGCUACUUUGCUCAAUAAUGAGAAGGCUAAAUUUGACCUGCCCGUGCCACAUCCGAUGCCGCGUGAACUGAAUAUACAAUUCGUUUGUGAAACUGCGUCAAGAUUGUUGUUUUUGUCGGCACAUUGGAUUAAGGACAUGAAAGCAAUUAGUUCCGAUGCAUCCCUGCUUGAACAGACAAUGAAAUUGAAAUGGUGUGAUUUAUUUAUAAUUGGAUUAAUGCAGUGCUCCGAUCAGUUUUGCUUGAAUAAUAUGCUCUCGGCAAUGAGUAAUCAUUUGGAUAAUUGUUCGAAGCUUGGGCAAUUGAAAGCAGAGCGAUUCGAAGAAGUUAACGAGCAAAUAACCUUUUUACUGAAGUUGGCCGAGCGUUUCGAUGAGCUGAAGUUAUCGUCGAUGGAGUUCGCCUAUGUGAAAUUGAUUUCAUUCACCGCUAACGAUUUACCUAGUACAAGCUUCAAUUCGAAACUGCGCAGUGUGCACGCUCAGGCAUUACAAGAGCUCUAUGAUCACAUUCUUACAAAUGGUGCUCAGAAUUGUUCUGAAGAUACAACCUCCGAAGUGGACAGUUCAUCUGGCGGUGGCGCACCGAACAACUACGCCACAGUGGACCGUUACAGUCAGCUGCUGAUGCUAAUGCCUACACUGAGAUGGUUCAAGCAAUCGAUCAUCGUCGAAUUAUUCUUUUCUGGUUUAAUCGGCAAUUUAUCAAUAGGAACCGUUAUGCCAUUCAUAUUAGCUAUGGACGUUAUGAAUGUGUUUGAUGGCUCGUCAUCGACUUCAUCAUCCACAUCCGUGACCACAACAACUACAACAACAACAACAAAUAGUGCUGAUUUAUUACCUGGUGCUAAAUCACUUGCCGAUAUCCUUUAUAAAACUGAUUGA
Anisakis simplex (herring worm) is the source of this 1740-nucleotide messenger RNA. The record is from the annotation of a GenBank genome assembly. Lineage: Eukaryota; Metazoa; Nematoda; Chromadorea; Rhabditida; Anisakidae.